ACCAACUUGGACCCGUCAACUCCGUGUCCCCGUGCCUGUCCGCGAGCAGAGCAGCUGGCAGCACCUCCAGAGACAGCGCGGGGCUGUGCUGCCUGCGCUGGUGGAGACAGGAGGGGAACAAAGUUUGUCGGGAGCCCGGGUGACUUUCCUCGGGGACCCGCAUGUGUGCGUGUGCGGGGGGCCUGGGAGCGCGGAGCUGGUUCCCUGGCUUCCCGGGCAGUGGGCGCCGGGCUCCCGGCCCCCCUUCACGCCGCCUCAGUGGUUUGUUUAGGAAAAGUGAUGGUGAACUAGUAGUGGAGGCUCGCAGGCGCCCGCUGCCCGCCCCGCGGAGGGAGGGCGGCCCCGGAGGGCUGAGAGGGCGCCGCACCCUUCAAGCCCAGGCGGCAUAUGUGAGCCAGGGCUCGAGGUGGGAACCUGUGACCGCCGAGAUGAGGGAACAGCCCGUGUUUGCCUGGCUCUAACUGUCAAGGCUGUGGGGUUGUGGACCGCAAAAGCCAGGACGUGAUGGAAACAGGACCUGAAGAUCCUUUCAGAAUGCCGGAGGAAAGUUCUCCCAGGCGGACCCCGCAGAGUGUUCCGUACCAGGACCUCCCUCACCUGGUCAACGCCGAUGGACAGUACCUCUUCUGCCGGUACUGGAAACCCUCGGGCACACCCAGGGCCCUGGUCUUUGUGUCCCACGGAGCGGGGGAGCACUGUGGCCGCUACGACGAGCUGGCUCGGAUGCUGGUGGGGCUGGAGCUGCUGGUGUUCGCCCACGACCAUGUCGGCCACGGGCAGAGCGAGGGGGAGAGGAUGGUGGUGUCUGACUUCCAGGUUUUCAUCAGGGACGUGUUGCAGCACGUGGACGUUGUGCAGAAGGACCACCCGGGGCUUCCCAUCUUCCUCCUGGGCCACUCCAUGGGAGGUGCCAUCACCAUCCUCACGGCCGCAGAGAGGCCCGGCCACUUCUCCGGGAUGGUUCUGAUCUCCCCGCUGGUUCUUGCCAAUCCCGAGUCUGCCACGACUUUCAAGGUCCUUGCUGUGAAAGUCCUCAACCUUGUCCUGCCAAAUGUGUCCCUGGGCCGGAUCGACAGCAGCACGCUCUCACGGAAUAAGACAGAGGUGGACAUCUACAACACGGACCCCCUCAUCUGCCGCGCAGGCCUGAAGGUGUGCUUCGGCACCCAGCUGCUCAACGCCGUGUCGAGGGUGGAGCGGGCGCUGCCCAAGCUGACCCUGCCCUUCCUGCUGCUGCAGGGCUCUGCCGACCGCCUGUGCGACAGCAGGGGUGCCUACCUGCUCAUGGAGUCCGCCAAGAGCCAGGACAAGACGCUCAAGAUUUACGAAGGUGCCUACCACAUCCUCCACAAAGAGCUUCCUGAAGUGACCAGCUCCGUCUUCCGCGAGAUAAACACGUGGGUCUCUCAAAGGACAGCGGCGGCAGGAACGGGGUCCCCGCCCUGAGUGCCCUGGCCAGCCGUCGGGCCACAGUCGGGGAAGCAGGCAGAGGAAGGGCAGGAGCUGGCUUCUUAGAUGUGGCUUGCCAACAAACAAACAAAAAUCACAAAUUGGAGGAAUCCCUAGCACAAUUUACUAAAAAAAAGAAAAGACAGUCUUGUCGCACAUCAGGCCGUCCGCCACUGGAUCUGCCUUAAGUGGUGGACACUUUAUGCAAAAAUAGGAGGUCACAGCACUUCCCAGAGAAUGUGCUGGAAGGCCUUAGGCCGCAGAGCCCUGCCCGGCCUCUCCUGCUCCGCAGGGUCCCAGGACCCCCGCUGCAAUAACUGGAGGGGUCCCCUCCCGCCACCCCGCGCCCCGCCCUCACUGCCUCGGCUAGGGCCCCCCCUCUGGCCGCCGGAUGCGGGGCGGCAUCCACUUCCCCGGCAGACUGGCGCCGCCGCGGCCCAGAACAUGCCUGCACUUCCUCAGCACAUGUCCCCCCGUGACCCGCGUCAGCUCCUUGUCCGCCGGGAGCCCGGGGUGGGCUGUGGGGCAGGUGGGGCUUGGCCCAGAAGAGGCACCCUCGCCCCCUUCCCUCCGCGGGGCACGUCAGGGCGGCUGUUCGUCGCUGACUAGCGUUACCUGGGGCUCAGAGGAUGGUUGUGUUGGAGAUGGAGUGGCUCGUGUGUAUAGCGUCUGUUCUGAAGCAGAGCCGGGGGGGUGGUGGGAACCAGGGGGCUUGAAGGCAUGGAUGCCCGACAGCCCUGUGCAGCCCCGGGGGGCAGGCCUAGGAGCCCCGUGCGGGACACGCCUGUCCCAGUUCCCGCCUGCCGGGCCACAGCCGCCCUGGGAGCCUCGGUGCUGGCAGCACAGCUACCUCUGGUGGCCGGAGAAGCUCCCCACGCGGUGGCCCUGCCCAUGGCUGCAGGCCUGAGGCCACAGCAGCCCCGCUGCCUUUCUUGGUGCCAAACCCACAGCCCCCCACCCCUUGGCCCUCAAUUGCGCCAGAAGUAAACGGGGUCACCACCCACCCGGGGGGUACUUUGACUUUGAAAUGGGACUCACUGUCAGGUCUUGAGGCCCCACCUGCAGAUGUGGCCGUGGUGGGGAUGGAGCCGCCGGGGCGUGGAACCUUGGGGGAGGUGCGGUCCUGCCACCCCAAGGCUUCCCUGCCUGACGCGGAGGCUGGGGGCAGGACUCCCCACUCCCCUCCUCCUCCAGCGCUGGGAGCUGAUGCCCCACGUGUGCCGUGUUCUUCCAGGUCUGCUUCUCGGUCCACCUCCAAGGGCCCCCGAGCUGCUCACCCCAGCGACCGUCAGCUGGCGGGGGCCUUGGUGCGUGUCCUGCUGCCCCUGCCCCUUGGGAGGGAGAGGCGCCCAGGCACCCAGCCCCGGGGGAUGGCACCUGGGUCCCAACAGAGAGCGGCUUCAUCGCCACGUCUUAUUCCUCUGGCUUCUCUUUGGAGGAGAAAAACAUGUAGAAAAUGCAAAGAGAGGUCAGCCCCACCUGCCCAGCUGGGCAGCCGUGAGAAAGUUCCUGCUCUCGGGCUAAGGAACGGCAGAAACUCCACCCACAAACCCCAGACGCCCAGCCGUCCCGCCUGCAGGUCACAGCCCGCCCCCCACCUCCCAGAAGCAUGCCAUGGCAAGGCCAUAUCCCAGAUUAAAUACCAGGCACGUGGUUUGACCAGUAAUCUUUCGAUGCAUGAAUUUAUUUAUUUGAAAGCUCUUAUAGAGGCAUAUUCAGUCACCUUUACAGAUCUGGUUAAAGAAUCGCCCAUAUUUAAAAGAAAAAAGUUAUUUGAAACCAGGACUGUUUCCUCAUCUGGGAGGGGACACAGGGUACGUCCACCUGCUGAGUCAGGGGUGCAGGUAGCAGCGUCUGGAGGCCCCUAGGGAGCACCCUUCCGUCCUUGCUGCACCAAGCAAGUCUUGAACUGGGGUCACCCUCCAUGUUGGCAGCUCCGUGCCCAUACCUGGAGCACCACCGCCACGCCAUCGCCGUGGUGCAGGGGAGCUGGGUUUGGAAAGGAAGCGAGGUCACACACGGCCUGGGCUCGAGGUGACAGGAGGACAGAGGCCACAGAGGGGCCCUGGACAUGCAGCCUAUCCAAACCACGCCUGGGAGAAUGGACAUAUUACUCGGGACACUGGGCCCAAGCACGCCUGUGAACUCAGUACCGCCCUGUAACUCAGAGGCCAUGCUGGGCCACACGAAGUGGUUUCACGCCUGAAAAAAUCUCUAGGAAAAGAUGCCACCUGCAGCCACUGGAGGUCCCAACCCCGCCAGGGCCCAUUCCUUUGCUGGGAUGGGGGGUGGUGACCCCAGCUUCCCCUUGGCUCUUGGGGGCCCUGGGGCUUGUGAUGAGAGCUCUGGAAACUCCCUGCAGGGCCCCACCCUCCUGCUCUUUCCUUCACCAACUGCUGGCAUCAACCUGUUAGGAUCAUAAGCAAUUUACUGGUUAUUGUCAUUGCUGCCGCUCAGCCACCUUCCUACACGUAAGCUGUUAGUGGGGACCCUUGUAUUAGAACUAUUAACGCACCAACGUCUGCCACAGCUAACCCUAAUAAACCACAUGUUUUCUGA
Molecule: messenger RNA, 4008 nt
Organism: Delphinapterus leucas (beluga whale)
Lineage: Eukaryota; Metazoa; Chordata; Mammalia; Artiodactyla; Monodontidae
Gene: MGLL
Product: monoglyceride lipase
Source: RefSeq, a predicted model, not a curated record